Messenger RNA from Geosmithia morbida, 3711 nucleotides. RefSeq lists its product as uncharacterized. Lineage: Eukaryota; Fungi; Ascomycota; Sordariomycetes; Hypocreales; Bionectriaceae. Bases 1 to 3711 code for a protein of 1236 amino acids. The transcript is spliced from 2 exons. The record is from RefSeq and is a predicted model, not a curated record.
AUGUCUUCUUCCUCCCGCGACACCCCGCGGCUCCGUUUCGGUCUGAACCCGCUCAUGACGGCUUCGCUGGGCUCUUCCUCUCACAACCUGCAGCCUCACGGCACACCCAUCUCGGCCCUCUCCAUGGCGUCCUCUCACCUGGUGUCGGCUCAGACGCCGGGGAGCGCCAUCCAACCUUACAACCCUCAGGAAUGGGUUGCAUCGCCUGCACAGACCGUGGACCGCCAAUCGUCGUAUACUGCCGAACCGCAUGGUGAGCAUCCGACGUCUCCUCCAAUCGUCUCCGCCGGCUAUGCGUAUCAGCAGGUAGCUAACAUGAUCUGCUCACCCGCCACGCAGUGUCAGGACCGCCUCCGCCUCCGCCGCCUUAUAGCCCGCCGAGGGCAACGCCCCGCAAGCAUCGUCAUAGAUCACGGUGGCUCGCCUUCCAACGGAAGUCUGGCUCAGCCCCCGCCCAGGAUACCUGCCUCCAACAUACAGCCACCCGUCAGUCAAAAUUUCCCCCCACCUCCGGGGUCGAGAGGCGCCUCCCGUGAACGUAGGUUCGGUCUGCCAUCCUUUGGCCGACGCAAUCGAGACUCCGACCAGCCAGCCACUCCUGAGCCCCAUCACCAAACACGCCAGAGCAUGGGCCCGUCAUCGUUCUACUCGCCGGAACUGUCGCGGCCGUCUUCUACAGUCUCACACAGUGGUCCCCUAACCCCUCAAGCGGGCCCUCCCGGCGCGCGUAGAGCCGUGUCGGCCGGUGCCGUCGAGACGCCCACGUCGGCACGCUCACGCUCAGGAUCCCAAGUCCGGGGGGAGCUGGGCAUGGCUGUGCCUCCGCCGCCGCCGGGACCGCCGCCGGCCAGCUCGCGAUCACAGAGCGUCCAGGGCAUGGACCGCACGGCCGUCCCCAUAAUAUCGCCCCCGACACGCCGACCGCGACCUGCUGCCUCCACGCUCGGCCCCGUGCCGCCGACUCCGGCUGGCUGGGUCGAGGGAAGCCGCGAGCCGGAGCCGACAAUGGCGGUGGAUCGUAACCAUGCGGGCUUGACAGUCGACACCGAGACCGCCCAGACCGCCGCUAACGUUCCCGACGCUCCUGGCUCGUCCUCAAGCGCGUCCGGGCUGAACAGGGCCAAGGCUGUGCGUCACGACAAGACGAUACUCCAGAGGCGGACUGAGAGCCGCACGCGUCACGGAGAACGCCAGUCCAUGGAUGAGGGGUCUCGGCCUCACGGUAUUUCAGACAUCGUGGUCCCCAGCGGCUCGUCGAAUGGGGCCACCCCACCUCGUCCCCCAAAGCCGACGACACCUCGUGGCGGGCAUCCGAUCGAAACGCCGCAUACAGGCGAAUCUAGUACGACAGCCGAUUCGCGUAACUCGACACCCCGUACCGCCGGGACGAUGCAGAAUCCCAACCCGCUGGACACGGCCACCCCCCCUUUCUCUCCGUUCUACCCCAAGUCGGUGCCCAGGACGACUGCGGGCGCCUCCUCCUCCAGCGCAGCCCCAAAGUCACUGCCGACCCCGCCUCCUCAAGUGAGGUCGGCGUCGAGCUCCCACCCAAGGGACUCUUCACGACCGCCUGCGUCCCUGUGCACACCUAUAUCGAAGCACCUCGUCAUCACCCAGAGCGCCGAGCAGUUUGCCGCAGGUACGAUUGAACGGUUCCAGAGCUUCGCGGCCCACGAGGCCGUGGCCCAGACAGAUGCCGACCGUGUGCGCCUAUUCGCCGACUUCAUGGUCAACGAGUCACGGAUCCGUCGUGAAAGGUACUCGACCGCCAUUGGGGCUAUGGGGUCCGAGAUUUUCGACCUCACGCGCGACUUAUUCCGUCCUAUGAUGCCCCCCAGGACAGCAUCUGUCACAUCUCACGAUGAGUGGACCCCUCAAUCAUCGGAGCCGACACGCUCCCAGAGGGGCUCAUUCGGGGCCGUGCUAGCAGGCGAGGCCGGACCGAGCUCCGAACCCACCUCUGCCAACCGCCUGCCUCCGUCGCCGAGUACGAGCGGCCAAGCUCCCGUCAUGGGCUCGUCGAGCUACAUGCCCUCGCUCUCACCCAUCCUCAGCAUGAGCGUCAGCGACAAUCACGGCGACGGCAGCUCCCGGGGCAGGUCAUCUAGCCGCUGGUGGGAGGCCGACUCGCAAGGGGAUCCGUCGCGGCGCAUCGAGCGAUCUAAGCGAGAGUCCAAGUACAUGGGUCUUCCCAAGCACCAGUGGGCCGAGGCGGACCCCUCGGACUCAUCACACGACAACCCGUCCAACGACGGGUCGGGCUGGUCGGGAACCGAGUACCCGCCCGAGAAGACGGGGUGGCACGAUAAGAACGAGUCGGCGACUACCCCGCAGCCAUGGGCGGCCAGCUCGACGCAGACGCCGAUACGAUCGCACGAGCCCAUGGAGCGCCAAGCGCUGGACGUGUCUCGGCUGGUGACUCUACCGCCGCCUUACCCGCGGCACCACCCUGCCGUCAACAACAACCACCCAGAGCUGGCAUCGAUCCGGAACUCGGUGCGGGAGAUUAGCGACAUGUCGGAGCUGGAGCGCAUCAAGCAGGCCUUCGCCAAGGAGAGCUCGAAGCGGCGGGAGGAGUUCGAGGGUGCGGCAUCGGAGCGAUGGCGCAGUCUGCGGGCGAACCUGCACCAGGAAGUCAGCAGCGGCAACCUCGGGUACGCGGACGCGGGGGCCAUCGAGAUGGACUUCCGGCAGCAAGAGAACGAACGGAAGAAGGAUCUCGAGAAGAGCGAGUACGAGGCCUUCCAGGACCAGGUGGUGAUGCCGGCCAACGAUAUGCUGAGUCGGCGCAUCGAGACGGCGACGGAGCUGUACACCAACCUGUCACGCACGCUAUCCGACCUGCAGAACAACGACGCGGACAUGCCGCAGGAGGAGGGCGACGACCGGCCGGAGCUUCUGGAGAAGCUGACGCUACUAAAGUGGGUGUUUGAGGCGCGCGAGACGCUCCACCGCGCCAUCUACGACAUUCUGUCAGACCGCAACAACAAGUUCCGCGAGGUCGUGGUCCUCCCGUACCGGCUGGCGAACAACACGGAAAAGGCGACGAGUGCGGAGGCCUUCUUCGACGCGGACUCGCGCCAGCGGGAGAACGCCAUGGCACGCGAAGUGCUCGAGCGCACCCGCCACCUGGGCGUCGUCGUCGACGACGCCGUGCAGCGGGGCGUGGCCCUCCAGCUUUCGGCCUUCUGGGACAUUGCCCCGGCCCUAUCCGGCCUGCUGGAGUCUAUACCCCCGGACCUGGCGGGCUUCACCAUCCACGUCCCGCCGUCGGAGCUGGAGGAGAACCCGGCGUACGUCGACCACCCGAUGCAGUACCUGCUCACGCUGGUCCACCACACGGAGAAGAGCACGUAUCAGUUCAUAGAGGCGCACACCAACCUCCUCUGCCUGCUGCACGAGGUCAAGGAGGCCAUCGCCACGGCCGAGGCGAGGGUCGUGGCCACCCAGGUCGACAGUGCCGACGGCGCCGACGACGGCGGUGCCACCCCGACCAAGGCGGACCGUCAGGAGGCUGCCAGGGCCAUGCGCGCCGCAGAGGAGGUGCGUCUCACAGAGGACCUGCAGGACAAGGUGCGUCUCGUGCAGGAUCAGUGGGACAGUGCGCUCGCCAACAAGAUCCGGGCCGUCAAGGAGACGACGGCCGAGUGGCUUCUCGACACGGGUGGGUGGGACGAGACACUCAUCGAGGAUGGCGGUGCAAGUGUCUGA